UUCACUCUGUAGGCAGUUUAUUACAGCACACAGGGCUGCACAUCAUCACACACACCGUUACCGCUUCACUUCUUCAUCUCUGAGAGCCAAAAACUAAAGAUGGGAAAAAUUAACGGGUGCAUCAAAUGCCUCUUUAUCUUCUUCAAUGUGCUGUUUGCAAUCAUCGGAUGUGUGCUGAUCUAUGGGGCGGUGAAGGCCAGCGCCAUCAGCAGUCAGGUGUCGGCGGCUGGGGUCCCGAGUCUGGCAUGGAUAUGGGUGUUUGCCAUCGGCGUCCUCGGCGUCUCCAGCCUGGGAAUCUAUGCAGGCUGCUCCGAGAAAGACCUCGCCCUCAAAAUAUUUGCAGGCUUCAUGGGGGUUGGAAUGAUCAUCAUGCUGAUCUUUGGCAUCGUUGUCGUUGUCAUGAGGAACAAGGUGAAGAACUUCUUUGACAGCAUGUCCACUGAGUUGGCAAAGCCCUACAUGGAAGACGAAGGACUGAGAAUGCUGCUUGAGGGGAUCCAGCAAUCUGGCCAGUGCUGCGGAGUGGUGAGUGAACAGGACUGGGGUAAUGAAAUCCCUCAAUCCUGUGAGUGCAACUCAAAUGGACUAUUUGGAUCUGGAUGUAAAGCCAAACCCCAGGGAACCAUGGGCCCAAGCCAAAUCUAUAAACAGUCCUGCAGUGACUACAUCUUUGGGUGGUUCAACUUCUUCUUUCAGAUAGUCAUGGGCUUCUUCUUUGGAUUUGCUGUCACUGCCCUGCUGGGCCUGCUGAUCUCCAUCCUGAUGAUCCAUCAGGUCAAACGUCAUGACAGAACAGGAGGAGCAAACAUUGCCAUGAAGGGAUACUGAAGGGAACCCUCCACCCCUGACCUUUAACUUCUGCACUGUGACAGGAGAACUCAGUGGUCAAUACAUGAUAUCUUCUUUAUAUAUCAUUUUUUUAAAACCACAUUUCUGCCUUAUAUGAGAGUCAGGGAAAAGGCACGAUGUGGCAUGCUGCAGGAAGAUUUCAUUUCAGGAGUAGAAGUGUUGCCUCACAGCCUUUUUUCUGUCAGAUUUCUAUUGUAGAAAAUAUAGCAAACAUUUAUUUUUUUUAUGAAUCUCUUGUGUGUUAUUUGAUGGUAUGCUGCAUGCCGUCUUUUCUAUAAUAUUUCUCUGUUAUAUAAGUCUACUAUAACAAAGUAUUAUAGCAGAAAUAUUAUAUAACAGAGGCAGGUUCUAAGCUCAGCCUUUACCUCUGACUACAGUUCUACUAACCUACAAGGAGGUCAUUGGUGUUGAUAGUUUGGUGAUGUAGUGAGUGCUUGUAGGGCUACUUGGCAAAGUAGUGGAGCUGGCAAGCUAAUUGCUAACACACAAGGCAGCAAGGAGCAUGCUAGUGCUAAUCUGUCAUCAUAGUUAUUCCAGCUAAAUGUCUGGCUUGCCAUAUGUGUCCUUUCACUUUAAGAUUACCAGAUUAGCAUGCAAGCUAACUGCCUCACUAACUGGCCAAUUAGUUCACACAGGUUUUUCAAAAGAUAUUUGUACCACAGACUCUUGUACCACAAACAAACAUUAUGGAGCAGUUUAGAUUCUAGCAAAGGAAGUUAAAUGAAUAAGCAAAAAGGAUGGCUGCCACUGAAAAGCUCAGAACUGUCCAAACACAACAGCACACAUUUGCACAUAAAAGGUGACCAAAGAUAGGUUUGACGGAAGAUAUGUGCGUGGAUUUAUUCCGUCCCCAUGAGCAACUCCCCUAAUCGCAGUCGUUUAUUUUGCUGCAAAAUAUUGGUUAAUAUUAGUGUGUCCAUCACAGAGGUGGGUCCAGGACUUGUUUAGCCUAGUUUAGCAUAGAGAGGCGGGAGCUGAUGGGGGAACUUCUAGCCAAGCUUUAAUUGGCAAUGGGACAAUUACUGUAAUCCAAUCAUAAUCUGCACUGAAAACUUUUCCAGAUUUGAUGGCACUUAGAAUUUCUGAGGUCUGAGGACUCUUCAAAACUAUGAUUGCAUGUGAACAUUUAAAAACAUGUCAUAAGAAAACUGUCACCUGUUAGUGUUUGUAGAACAUUUAGGACAAUGAACUUGCAUAUUUUCCAAAGCUGCGUGCGUGUAUUUGUAAAACACUUCAGUCAUUUGAAAACAGAACACUCCUCUGGACAUUUUGUCAUAUGGUUGAAUGUCAUAACCUGAUGUAACAUUGUCAAUAUAAGUAAAUAAGUAAUAUUGUUUUUUUUCUUGUAACAAGCAGGUAACACAAAUUAGAGGCAGAUAUUAGAUAUUAGAUGUGUUAUCUGUCUCAGUACAGUUGUUACAUAGAAGCCACUAGAAAAAUGAGAUUACAAAACUUUCAGAGUUUAAUUUAGGAUUAAGCCAUGUAACAAACCAAACAACAGCUCAGGGUUACAAGCUUUCAGAUCUGCCACAGAGAGUGAACGCCACACUGCCAUUAAAAAAGGGGAACAAAGACUUAUGUUAUAGACAAAUGCUGUAACAGGAACUGUGUUAUUGUGAAAUCUGCACUCAUAUCAUUUCAAAAUAAACUCUAGAGACUGAAAA
Micropterus salmoides (largemouth bass) is the source of this 2513-nucleotide messenger RNA. RefSeq names its product CD63 antigen-like. The coding region runs from base 100 to 828 and encodes 242 amino acids. The transcript has 9 exons. Gene Ontology annotation, cellular component: membrane. The record is from RefSeq and is a predicted model, not a curated record. NCBI's taxonomy places the organism in Eukaryota, Metazoa, Chordata, Actinopteri, Centrarchiformes, Centrarchidae.